UUGAAGUAUUUCCAGAAAGCACCUGAUGAAGAAGAAGAAAAGUCUGGACAGAAAAAGUGGGAUCUACCUGUGGAUAAGGUAAAAGCGUAUCCCAUAGAAGAGGGAACUUCCUCGGCAAGGAAUAAAGCUCGGUCCAAAGGGGAAUCACCAGAGCCCAGUUCACCACAACCCAAUAAGCUAACGCCAUUGGAAAUAGAACCUGAGAAUGAGAAAUAA
Molecule: messenger RNA, 216 nt
Organism: Cooperia oncophora
Lineage: Eukaryota; Metazoa; Nematoda; Chromadorea; Rhabditida; Trichostrongylidae
Source: the annotation of a GenBank genome assembly